AUGACGGUCACGGAAAUAUCUUUCCUACCCUCCAGCACUCCCGGAGAGGUGACCGAGACACUUCGCGACAUCGCCGUAGCUGCGAUCGCCUAUCAAGGAGAAUGGUGCGCCACGAACGCGCCAUGGCUGGCACAGGACCGUGGGGAAGCCCUCUUCCAGCAAGUUGAAGAUCCUGGGGUGGUGCUAAUCACCGCACACUGGGAUUCUAUCGAUCAGCACCACGCAGUGCUCGCGACUCCGAGGAACCAGAAGAUUCUUGUGGACGCGGAACCUCAUCUCCACGCCGCGACGGUGAGGCCGGGGCAUAUUGAUGGCGUCAAAUUAUUCCCUAAAUCUGAAGAGGAGGGGUUCAUACCCGCGCUGGAGGCACCGGUUCUCGUUGUCACAAUAUGGUCCGUGCAUCGAGAGAAUAAGACCCGAUUUGAGGAAGCGCUGGGUAAGGUUAAGGGUGUUUUAGAUGGGUUCGCGAUGCCUUACCGUCACAGAGGCGGUUGGAAGAUUGAGAAGGACGAGGGCGAAGACAUUGAGCAGUAUUUCAUCGCAGGUGGGUUAGACAGCGUUGAGAAGAGCGCGGCAUUCGCCCAGGUAGAAGGUUAUAAUAAGUACGACCAGACGCUAUCACCAUUGGUGUUGAAUAUUGAAACCAAACACUACAAACGAAUUGGUUGA
Annulohypoxylon truncatum is the source of this 669-nucleotide messenger RNA. RefSeq lists its product as uncharacterized. The record is from RefSeq and is a predicted model, not a curated record. Bases 1 to 669 code for a protein of 222 amino acids. The transcript has a single exon. NCBI's taxonomy places the organism in Eukaryota, Fungi, Ascomycota, Sordariomycetes, Xylariales, Hypoxylaceae.